CCUGUUGUCUCUACUUUCCAACCGUCGGCUCUGUGAGGCUGCUUCACCCACACUGCAGCUCGACUACUCCCGGCAGAGGUGCUGUUCUAAAACACACUCAUCCACACACACCGCCUUGUCACGUCCUGGAACUGUUCAGACAUACCUUGCCGGCUUUAGCUACCGACUUCUGCACUACCACCACCCGUAGAGAGGCUUAAAACAAAACCGAGGAAAACUAACUCAAGAGCGCGAGGCUGGUCAACGCGACCAUUUGGCGUCUACCGACCAACCGACCCCCCCGCCCCCUCCGCCACAAUCGGCUGACGUCGGUUGGUGGAUCUUUGGAGCUCGAAAAGAGGAGGAGUCUGUCGGUGAGCGAAAAACGGAGAGCAGUCGCUCGAGUCCGCCGAUACAGAUUGUUGUUGUUGUGGCACAGCGCACUGGUUUUUCCUCUGAUUGUUGAAACCGGCGGACUCGUUGCUCGUCUAAUAACCACAUCCUGACCGCAACGGCAGUACACAGCAGUCUCCGGAGGAGUUGGUCGCCGGUAGGAAGAGGAGGAGCAGAGGAGACAGUCUGCUACAGACCAACAGUGAAAAUCGCGGGAACAUCUUCGGACAACGCGAAGAGUCGGUGAGUCCAGGUUGUCAACGAAUCCUGUGGUAAAUCCAUGACCAGGAACCUUUUGGCUUGAAGGCAGCAAUGGAAGUUGUUGUGACAGAGGAGAAGAAGAAGAUUUUCCGUGCUAGGAAAACCAUGAAGAUCAGUGAUCGACAGCAACUGGAGACCCUUCACAGCACUUUGUUGACAUCGGCUCCAGGUUUGUCCAACCCAUCUCCACCUCCUCUAAUGAAUGGCACGCAUAAAGAGGAUGGACAAAAAGUGGGUGACAAAGAGCAAAACAACAUUUCGGACUCAAACUCCCCACGUGCCGCAUCACCAGGCUCUCCAGCCUCUCUGAGCUCUCCUGCACCAUUCCUCUCCCUAAAUCUGUCUCCUUCUCCAGCCUCCUCACAAAGUCCAAAAGCAGAGGAAGAAACUACUUCUCCCACGUCACCAUUCCAGUCCAUAAACUUUGAAUUGAAAAAGAUAGAGGACGAGGAGGAGGUUGAGGUGAAGAAAGAUUGUUCACCGUCCUCUUUAAAUGAGUCCGCUACACCAGCAUCAACAGAAUGUAAGGAGCAAAAGGAAAAGGACACUGAAGCGAUCCCAGCAGUGGAAAAGAAGGAGGAGAAACCGACUAAAACGGAUGACCCAACUGUGGAUUCGUCAAAGGAUCCUGUUAAAGGUUCAGUUUCAUGCUCGCCUGUGCCACCGCCCGUAUCUGAAUGCACAGAACCAAUGGAUACAGAUAGUGACACAACAAAGGCCACAGACCCUGAGGUCUCCACAGCCAAAAUAAAAGACGAAAAGCCUUCCUCCACCAAACUUGCCACUUCCGAUAUUUCCUCUUCUUCUUGUCCUUCCUCAUCUCAUCCAGCUUCCUCUUCAUGUACGGAUCGAAAACAAACAUUGGAAAUCAAAGAGGAUAACAUCAAAGACAAGGAGAAUGACAAAGCAGAUGUGAAGAAAGGAUCAAUAUAUGAGGCUAAGAUGGAAGUGGACUCAGUGAAAGUGGAUCCCAAAAAGGAAAAAAGUGAAGUUCGACAAACUACAAAGCCAUCUCGACCGUCAUCCACUCCACCAACAAAUACAGCAGCGCAGGAGGAGAAGAGCUCGACCUCGGGACUAAAGCGCACUUUAUCGGAGGGUUAUGAAAAAGACGAACAAACUGUGAAAAAAGAAGGGAAGAGGCCCAAAGUGGAGCGUGAGGAGCUGGAGGCCCAACUGGAACUUAAAAUUACUGCAAAAGCAGGCAGUCACCAUAAACUUGGACAGAUUGUGCAACAGCUAGUGGAUGAACGAUUGAGGGUCUUGGAGCUGACCAUUUUUGACAAGCAUUUCCAAGACUUGAAGGAUAGAGUUGACAAAAUUGAUUGUGCCACUAAACAUCAAACCGCCAUUAACACACUCCAAGCCAAGAUAGCUCGGCUAGCAAAAAAGUUUGGAGAGGCCAAUCAGGCAUCAGAGAACAAAAGGAAACAAGAGGCUCUUGCUGCUGUUACUGCUGCUGCUGCCGCUACUGCUGCCAAGACUGCAACUGUUACAAACAACCCUCAAGCUCAGCGGCCGGUCCGGACUUCCAUGGAGGUAAAGCAGACUCCAACAAGUGUUUCUUCCUCCAUCACAGCUGCAAUUUCAACACCAGCAGCUCUGCCAGUUCCCACUGCAGCUCCAGCUCCAGUCCCUGCCCCUGUCUCAACUUCCACUUCCACUGCAAUGGUUUCACAAACCCCCAUUCUCCAGCUGAUCACCUCCACCUCUAAUGCUGCCUCCACCUUGGCAACUGCCAUCACCACUCAAAGUCCAACAGGCACCCUGCUGCUGAAGACGGCUCCCGGGAGCGGCAUGAUGGCUACAGGCCAGCCGCUCCUCAUCCAGCUUCCUUUAUCAGUGAAUGGCCAGGCAGGAACGCUGGUCAACAUCCCUGUGUCCUCUUUGUCUGCAGCCAGUUCUCUGAACAAGGCCAAAACCACUGCUUCCACCACCACCUUUAUACUCAAGCCUGCUCCUGCCACUACCACAGCACCAGCGUCUGCUUCAGCUGUUGCUACUGUCCCAGCCCUGCAGGCCUCCACUGGUCAGAUGUCUUCUACCCAGAUCUCGCUUGCUCGUGCUGUGUAUCAAGGGGGCGCUGGGGGAAUAACUACACCGAAUGCUGGGGUUUCUGUGACCACAGCCAGGACACCAGCUCAAUCUGUCUCUGUAGUCGGAGCUAUGUCAUCAGCCUCAUCACCUGCAACUUCUGGGCCAGCAGCAACAGGUUCCACUGCUCCAGGACCCCCACAAGGGACAUCACUGACAUCAAAGACAGACAAUCAAGCUACCGGAACCACUCCAUCCAAAGCAGCUGUGCCAGUAGCACGACCCAAAGGCUCUGUCAUCGAUCUCACCGAGGACGAUGACGAUGUACAAGUGACCGGAGUGAAAAGUGCCACGGUUACAACUCCUUCACCUACUGUCCGUUCUACCACAGUCGUCAGCAUUCCCAACAGUGCAGGAGCAAGGUCAUCUCCACUCAGCAAUCAGAACUCGUCCAGCAAUCCUCAAUUGACAGUGCAUCACCGCCCCCCACUGGACUCUCCUAUGAAAUCCCGCACGGUAACCACUACUACACCAGCUCGAAGCUCCAGCAUGACACUUCCUCCUCUUCCCGUUGCUCCCGCACCGCCACGUUUACCCCCCGAGGCCGAACGGACCUCACCUCCUCAACAACCUCAGCUGAAGCUGGUGCCGAGUCAGACCGGUAUAGUGCUGUCCUGGUGUGUGGCAGAAACUGAUCGGACCUGCGCGACUGUAGAAAGCUAUCACCUUUAUGCCUUCCAUCAAGACAACUCUAGCAGCAAUGCAGCUCAGCAGCACUGGAAGAAGAUUGGGGAGGUGAAGGCCCUUCCUCUACCUAUGGCCUGUACACUGACCCAGUUCCAGUCUGGCUCUACGUACCAUUUUGCUGUUCGAGCCAAAGACAUCUAUGGGCGCUUCGGCUGCUUCUGUGAACCUCAGUGCACAAAUGUCAUAAGUUCCAGCUCUAGCUGAACCGUUAAGGAACAGAGACAAUUUUUUGCCUUUGAACGUUUAUGACUUCUUGUGUUAGGAAGUCGAAUAUUGUGCGUUGAACACAUACAGUAUCUGUAAAUAUCUCUCCACAUAACAACUGGACUACUGACUGACUUGGAGAACUGAAGUGGCAAACAGUUGUUUUUGUCUGGUUCAUUGUAAUGUAUUUUUUGUGACUUAAGCUGUUGUGUAUAUAAUUGAAUUAAUUUUGCCCCUCUACCAAGUCAGAUAUUUAUGUUGUCCUCUCCUGUUACUCAGACCCAGAUCUUUUUUUUCUUUACUUGAGGAUAGGUAACAGGAUUAUUCAUAUGAACUCAAUUGCACAGAAAUGUAUAAACAUGUGGUAGAAAUGGAAUGAUAACUUUUGUAAGUUUUGUCUGGCAACCAGACUUUGACAAGCAUAAUAAAAGGUUUUAUUAAAUCUA
Molecule: messenger RNA, 4064 nt
Organism: Stegastes partitus (bicolor damselfish)
Lineage: Eukaryota; Metazoa; Chordata; Actinopteri; Pomacentridae
Gene: atf7ip
Product: activating transcription factor 7 interacting protein
Exons: 14
Coding region: 685-3618 (977 amino acids)
Biological process (GO): regulation of DNA-templated transcription
Cellular component (GO): transcription regulator complex; nucleus
Molecular function (GO): protein binding; transcription coregulator activity
Source: RefSeq, a predicted model, not a curated record